Messenger RNA from Colletotrichum orchidophilum, 342 nucleotides. RefSeq lists its product as uncharacterized. The coding region runs from base 1 to 342 and encodes 113 amino acids. The transcript has a single exon. The record is from RefSeq and is a predicted model, not a curated record. NCBI's taxonomy places the organism in Eukaryota, Fungi, Ascomycota, Sordariomycetes, Glomerellales, Glomerellaceae.
AUGCCUCUCAGAUCCACCCGCCACACCACCACCACCGCUCCCCGCCGGAGCAUCUUCUCCCGCCGCCGUGCCCCAGCUCACACAUCCCACCACCACACAACCACAAAGACAACCCGCACCACCAAGCGCGGAGGCGGCGGCCUCUUCUCUCGCCGCCGAGGACCCGUCCACACGGCCCCCGUCCACCACCAGCGCCGCAAGCCCUCCAUGGGCGACAAGAUCUCGGGCGCCAUGCUCAAGCUCAAGGGCACCCUGACACGCCGCCCCGGUCAAAAGGCCGCCGGCACCCGCCGCAUGCACGGCACCGACGGUCGCGGCUCUCACCGCGCCCAUCGCUACUAG